Messenger RNA from Prorocentrum cordatum, 379 nucleotides. Lineage: Eukaryota; Dinophyceae; Prorocentrales; Prorocentraceae. The record is from the annotation of a GenBank genome assembly.
GGUCGACCAACCCCGUGGUGGCGCGGGCGCUGGGCCAGGUCAUGCCCAAUUGUGGAGGCGGCGACGACGACAGCAGCCACGUCUUCCACGCGGCCUCGGCUUCGUCGGCCCGCGGCCCCAAGAAGGAGGCGUCGCCGAGAAGGAAGUCUGCCGUGGCCCACGCCAACUCCAUGACGGCGCUCAACUCUGUUACGCGCGAAGCGCAAGACUUCAUCGUGGACUCCAUGUUGAAAAACGCCAACUUGAGCGCGUGCCUUGCAGGCCUCGUCGACGAGGAGGAGGGCGCCGCCAGCGAGGACGUGGCCCGCCGCAUCGCGGCCUCCGCCGAGCGGCGCGCGGUGCGCAGCGGCGAGGUGGUGGCCGAACGGGGCGACAUAGG